AUGUCAAGUGCUCCUUCUUCCCUAAACAGUCGCAUUCUAAUUCAGAAGGAUGGUUCCAAACUUGCUACUACUCCACGCCCGAGCGAUCUCUCCAGAGCAUGUACUUGGAACUUGUCUCAUUGGGCGAGGAUUGGAGGGAGCCCGCUACGUAUUACAAACUACGCGAGCUGUGGGGAACCGUGGUCUACCGGUAUUGCUUCCAUGUUCGAAAACAAGUUCAGCAUGCAUGCUUCGUUUGGGCUGUGGCUAGAACUCUUCCUGGAUGAGCUUCUUUGGUCUCGCGAUAGUCAAACGGAAGGAGAAACAGUCCGACAUGACCUCGCACAUUCGUGGGAUUGGGCCAGUUUGAAAGGCCUCUCAAUUGCUGGCGCAAGCACGUUAUAUUCCAGUGAAACGGGCGAGGAGCGUCAUCUCAUCGACUCAUUUUCUGCAACAAUGGUAUCUAUGCCUCGGACCACGGGGUUCACACCUCUGAAUCCCAUUCUUGGCCAUGAGAUAAGCAACAGCUUCCGUCUCCACGGGUGCUUGAUGCGCUAUGUCCAUCGUGUCGCCAAAUUACGAUCUGGUGAAGGAACCAUUGAUUGCCUUGAUCCUGUAAACUGCGGCCCAGACACCCGACGAGAUGUAAGGCAAUACUACCCCGACACUAAAGAUGAGAAGGGGUUUUUCUGCUUUUUGGUGAGGCGAGAACAUCGGAGACGCCGAACUACUAGUGUGACAGAGCCGAUGGGUAGUGACACGUUGUGGGAUCAUUACUUGGUUCUGUCACCAUUGGAGGGAUCACAGAAUCGAUUUGGGACUGGCACUUAUACAGAAAUCUUUGAUGUUGCCCAAACCACAAAGGAUGCAGCAGAUACAAGGCUGGACUCGAUACGCACUUACAUCUUCACAGGCCCGUUGGACUCGCAAGAGAUUGAAGUUUGCUGAGCGAAGGAAGGGAUUGGCUGUGAAGGGGGGGGGGGGGGG
Molecule: messenger RNA, 966 nt
Organism: Bipolaris maydis ATCC 48331
Lineage: Eukaryota; Fungi; Ascomycota; Dothideomycetes; Pleosporales; Pleosporaceae
Source: RefSeq, a predicted model, not a curated record